AUGUCAACCGCGCGCACGGUUUGCCCCUUUGUGGCGGGCGAAGAGUCUUGUGAAGUUGUCACCUCGCUUCCGAGCUCUGAGUGCUACGGAAGCUUCGAAGCGAAGGGAAUCCGGCACCUUGGUUCGUUCCGAGAAGUGACGGUCGCGUCUGCUCACCCCGAGACGAAAUCCCUGUUGGGACUGCCGCCCUUGAAAAAGCACCUCGUCGAGCGCGACACAGAACUCUCGACGGCGCGAGCGCCGUCGAGAGUUCCCACGUCGAACCGCGUGAUCAGCAGCCUCAUUGCGAUGCUCCAGGGCGUGGAAGUCCUCUGCAACUUGGCGAUUCUCUACCUCUACAAAGAUGACUUCAAACUGGACCCAGCCGUCUUGGCCAUCGUCAUGGGCACACUCAAAGUUCCCUGGACCGUGAAACCCGUGUGGGCGAUGAUGAGCGACAAUCUGCCGCUCUUUGGGUACCGCCGAAAAUCGUAUAUUUUUGUCGGCGCGUUUCUCUGCGUAUGCGCCACGGUGGGCAUGGGCCUCGUCGGGUGCACAAACAUUUGGCUAGCGACUGGAUUGCUCCUGCUGUACUUUCUCGGAAGCGCCAUGUGCAACGUCAUCGGCGAGGCGCUAGUCGUCGAGGCAGGGCGGGGCGACGCCUCGGAGGCCGGAACCGCAAAGACAGUGUCGAUCUUCUUUGCCUUUCGGAAACUCAGCUUCGCCGUUAUGUCCUACUUGAGUGGAGUCCUGCUCGACUACAUGGACAAAAAGUACGUUUUCCUCCUUGCCACGACGCUUCCUCUCGCCGUCUUUCUCGCCAACUUCUUCCUGGUUGAACCUGUGACAGAAGUGCUUCCGGUCCGCGAGCAGCUGAGAAGACUCGUCUCCGUCGUGCGCCGACCCGCCCUUCUCCACUCCACUUUUUUCAUCUUCAUCAUGAUGAGCACCCCGUCUGCAGGAUCGAUUAUGUUCUACUUCAUGACGAACGAACUGAAAUUCGGACCCGAGCUUCUUGGCCGCAUGGCCCUCUUCCAGUCCGUCGCCAGUCUUUUCGGGAUUCUUACCUACAUGUGGUUCUUCAGUACUGUCAGCCUGCGCAAACUUCUCCUCGCCUCGACUCUCCUCGUCACCCCCUUCUGCCUUCUCCCCGUCGUCGUAGUCCAGCGAUGGAACGUGCAGAUCGGCAUCCCGGACACCGCGUUCGUUGUGACGGAUACGGUUCUCAUGGAAUUUGUCGGCGAAUUUCAAGCGAUGCCAAUUCUUGUCUUGGCCGCUCGUCUCUGCCCGCCGGGACUCGAGUCGACGAUCUACUCCUUCCUCCUCUCCGCCUACAACCUCGGCCUCGGCCUCGGUGCUCUGCUGUCCGCCGGACUCACUGCAGCUUACGGCAUUUCGGCGACGAAUUUCACCAACCUGACUUCUCUGAUUCUCGUCUGCGCGGCAACCAACCUGUUGCCUCUCUGCCUGAUUUGGUUGGUUCCCGACAGAAUUCCCGCGAUUGAAACGGCCGAGCUGAUUGAUCCUUUUGCGUUAAGCCCCAAAGCAGUCUCCGCUGCUGAUAGCGACAAGGACAGUGUGCAAGCGUCCACGUGUGCGAGCUCGGAUGUGGAGAAAGGCAGUGCGCGCAACCGGAGAUUUCGUGCCUCCGCAUCCGACAGCGACUUGACUGAUUCGGAGACGCGCGGACGCGCGUUAACGCCUUCGACGAGCCAGCAGAAUUCCGUGGAAAGUUUGCUGGCUCCGCCGAACCAAGGGGGGACGGGAGAGAGUGGAGGGUUCGACGCCUCUGCGCUGCUGGCCGCAGUGGAGAGCGGCGAAUCGGGAGAGACUGCUCGCGUGAAGAGCCGGAAAGGAGUGUAG
Neospora caninum is the source of this 1842-nucleotide messenger RNA. Its product is annotated as putative integral membrane protein. The transcript has 6 exons. The coding region runs from base 1 to 1842 and encodes 613 amino acids. The record is from RefSeq and is a predicted model, not a curated record. Gene Ontology annotation, cellular component: membrane. Lineage: Eukaryota; Apicomplexa; Conoidasida; Eucoccidiorida; Sarcocystidae.